AUGUCGAAAUGGCCCAACCUCUUCCUCGUCAUCAUCUCUAUCCCGCCCAGUAUCUUCUUUGUGACGUGUCUGUUUGUCGCGCUGACCUUUGUCAUUAGCAAGAUCAAGUGGAACAAGUUUGAUAUGCGAUGGGUAAGGUCGUCGAUUCGCGUCAACUUGGUCAUGCUCAAUUUCCUCUACCUGCCACUCUGCAUCUACAUCUUGCAAAACUACUCGUGCACCUAUGACGAAAACACCGACCAGAGUUACAUGUCCUUCUUCCCCUGGAUUUCUUGCAGUCACGAUGCCAACUACCAAGACAUCUUCAAGGUGACCGUCUCCAUGACCGUGCUCUACAUCAUCGGUAUCCCCGCGCUCUUUGCCUACUUGCUAUUCAACAAUCGUAAUCGGUUGGACGACCCCAACGUACUCAUCGUCGUCGGCUCCAUCUACAUAGACUACCGUAAAAAGGUGUGGUGGUACGAGUUGGUUGGUCUGGCCCGUCGUUUUGUCAUGGCCGUUUCCCUUGCACUCAUUAACCCCAAGAGUUCAUUUUCAGUGUUUGUCGUAUUGCUCGUGAUUGGCAGCUCCAUCAUCUCACAGUUAUGGGCACGUCCAUUCAUCUACCGUAUCUCCAACUUUACCGAACUCCUUGGUAACAGUGUCCUCCUAUUUGCCUAUAUUUGUGUGCUCAUCCUCUCGUCGCUCAAGUCGUCCUACCAAUACGACGCGAUCGGUAUCGAGGUCAUCCUCUCCAUCGUCAUUGUCAUGUACACUGUCUACCUCGGUAUCAUCUUCCUCUUCUCCCUCAAGUAUUUCCUACCCAAGCGAUACCAACUCGCCUUUGACAAUUGGUUCAUCAAACGACUCGAAGAUGUCAAGUUGUGGAAGAUGCAAUACGAUCAACGCAACCAAAUCGAUCCCGACGACGAACAAGGUUACGAACCCAAAGAAAAGAUCGAUCCCCUCUUUACACGUUCUGCCACCCAACAAGUUUUUGAACUCAAACAACGUCGUCUCACACAAUCCACCGAUUUUAGUGUCUCUGACAACAACAACACUCAUACACCCGGAGAAUCACCCGUUUUAAAACCUUAUAAAAGUGAACCAAAUUUUAAUAAUCUCCUUGACACUACUCCAAAUCCAAAUAGUAAUCAAAAUAACAACAAUAAUAAUAAUAAUCAAAAUAACAAUAUUCCAACAAAUCAAAACAAUAAUAAUAUUAAUCAAAGGAGAAAUUCAUAA
Molecule: messenger RNA, 1224 nt
Organism: Cavenderia fasciculata
Lineage: Eukaryota; Evosea; Eumycetozoa; Acytosteliales; Cavenderiaceae
Exons: 1
Coding region: 1-1224 (407 amino acids)
Source: RefSeq, a predicted model, not a curated record